AUAUGGCGUGUUGACAAAUCCCAUUUAAUUUAUUUGUAGUUAUGUUGAGACAUUUCCAAACUAUUACGUAUUGAUUGGGACUGAUAGUUUUACACUUAGCUUAGACUGCUUUCCGACAGGCUUUUGCGACAAUCCUUUCAGGCGCUGAAUUUGUAAUGUUAAACCGUACAAAGUCAUGUGUUUAGCAGAAAGCUACUGUAAUUCCAAAGCUAGGUAGCUAACAAACCUUGGCUUUAGGCCGAUAGAUAAACAAUUGUUGUUUACGUUUUAUUAAUACAUCGCUUAUUGUCAGCUAGCCUGUACAUCACGUAUUGCUGCCACUUUUUGAGCUAGCGCAGUUGAAAUAACCUGCAAUAAGCAAACUAGCUAAGUAACUUGUUAGCAGGCCAGUGUUAAGGGAAGUUAGCCCAUCAUCGUUUUAUCCAAAUUAAUUGAGCAUUAACGGUAUACCAGCUAGGGAGAAGGCUCGAAAAAUGUCAGCAAUAUUUUGCACUGAAAACAUGACUAACGUUAGCUAGCCAAUUGACGUUAUCUUGUUUGGAUGUGAUGUAAAUUAGCUAGCAAACUAGCUAAAAUUCAUGAGAUUAACAUUACGGAAUUGAAGGCAUGGCAUUACUGCGUAUCGCAUAUCGAGAUUACUUGCAAAACGAGCGUGUAGAUUAGGAUGAUCGACAUAUUUGAGAGAUCACUUCUUUUACUUGGAUUAAGAUUGACAGUUGAGAACAGGUUUUGCAGACGUUAUUCUGCUGUCAUGAUCCGGAGAGCUCAGAUUAAGAAAGUCCUCUGCGUGGCAGAGAAAAAUGAUGCUGCCAAAGGGAUAUCAGAGAUCAUGUCAAACGGGAGAGCACAGAGGAGAGAGGGGCUUUCAGUGUAUAAUAAAAUUUACCAAUUUGAAUAUCACCUCUUUGGACAGGAUCUGACCGUUUCUAUGACAUCUGUCUCCGGGCAUCUCCUAGGACUGGAGUUCAAAUCUCCUUUUCAGAAAUGGCACAGUUGUAGCCCAGUUCUCUUGUUUGAUGCAGAAGUGGAGAAGAUUUGCCCUGAAAACUCUGUCCAGAUUAAGAGGACGCUUGAGAGAGAGAUUCGUCAGUGUCAGGCUCUUGUCAUCUGGACCGACUGUGACCGAGAGGGAGAAAACAUCGGCUUUGAAGUCAUUGAUGUCUGUAAAGCAGUGCGACCGAACAUUCAAGUGUUCAGGGCGCGGUUUUCGGAAAUCACUCCAAACUCCAUCCGGAGAGCGUGCGAGUCCCUGACAGCCCCGGACGUGAACGUCAGCGAUGCCGUGGAUGUGCGACAGGAGCUCGACCUUCGCAUCGGAGCGUCAUUUACCAGGUUCCAGACUCUGCGUCUGCAGAAGAUAUUCCCCGCAUCCCUGGCCAACCAGCUUAUCAGCUACGGCAGCUGUCAGUUUCCAACUUUGGGAUUUGUGGUGGAGAGAUUUAAAGCCAUCCAGGCCUUUAUUCCUGAGACCUUCUUCAAAAUCAAAGUGACCCAUGAGAUGGGCGAAGAUGAGGUGGAAUUCGGCUGGAAAAGACACCGCCUGUUUCAUCACACAGCCUGUCUCGUCCUCUACCAGAUUUGUAUGGAGGAUCCCACCGCCACCGUUGUGUCUGUGACAAGUAAACCAAAAAGCAAGUGGCGACCUUUGCCUCUUGAUACUGUAGAACUUGAGAAAUUGGCCUCCCGUAAACUGAGAAUCAGUGCUAAAGAGACGAUGAAAAUAGCUGAAAAACUGUACACUCAGGGAUUCAUCAGUUAUCCCCGAACGGAAACCAAUAUGUUUCCAAACACCCUGAACCUGAGCCCCCUGGUGGAGCAGCAGACGCAGGACCCUGACUGGGGGACGUUCGCCAGGGGCAUCCUGCAGCGGGGCGGCCCCACUCCCCGAAACGGCAACAAGACCGACCAGGCCCAUCCUCCCAUUCACCCCACCAAAUAUACACACAGUCUGCAGGGUAAUGAGCAGCGCUUGUACGAGUUCAUCGUACGCCACUUCCUGGCCUGCUGCUCCCAGGAUGCAGUGGGACAGGAGACCACGGUCGACAUCGACAUUGCUCGGGAGAAGUUUGCAGCUCAUGGGCUGAUGAUCAUCGCCAGGAACUACCUGGACGUUUACCCUUAUGAUAAAUGGUCUGCCAAGGUCAUACCCACGUAUGAGCAAGGCUCCCAGUUUCAGCCCACCGCCAUAGAGAUGGUGGACAGUCAGACCAGCCCUCCUCAGCUGCUCACCGAGGCUGACCUCAUCGCCCUGAUGGAGAAGCACGGCAUCGGCACCGAUGCCACGCACGCUGAGCACAUAGAGACCAUUAAGAAGCGCAUGUAUGUGGGACUGACUGCUGAUCAGAGGUUCCUCCCUGGAGAGCUGGGCAUGGGCCUGGUGGAAGGUUACAACUCAAUGGGCUAUGAGAUGUCCAAGCCUGAUUUGAGAGCAGAACUGGAGGCUGACCUCAAGCUGAUCUGUGAGGGCAGGAAGGAGAAGACUGCCGUGCUCCGGCAUCACGUGAAGAAGUACAAGGAUGUCUUCAUAGAGUCUGUGAGGAAGGCCAAGAAGCUGGAUGAGGCCCUCUCCGCUUACCUGGGCCAGGCUCAGGAGUACACAGCCCAGGACGAGGAGCAGAUGGAGGUGCCCUUACCUGUCCGGAAAUGCCCUCAGUGCAGCAGGGAAAUGGUGCUGAAGAAGAAGAAGGAUGGUGUCGGGAAGUUCCUGACGUGCAUGGGUUACCCAGACUGCAAGUCCGCAGUGUGGUUCCCCGAUUCGGUCCAGGAGGUCAGCAGAGACGAAAGCGUCUGCCCCACCUGUCGCCCGAGCCCCGUGCACAUGCUGAAGUUCAAGUUCAAGAGGGGGAGCCUGCCUCCCACCAUGCCGCUGGAGUUCGUGGGCUGCAUCGGCGGCUGUGACGACACGCUCAGGGAGGUGCUGAACCUCAAGUACCUGAGAGGAGGAAGUGACACGGCCAGGCAGCCGCCCGGUGGCGUGCCCGGGGCUCAGACGAGGCCCCGCCCGCAGCCCAGAGCGGAGGGUACCAGACCGCCGGCCCCCGCGGCCCCCCCUGCGUGGGCGGCCCGGCCCCCAGCGCCGGCCUCCGGCGGUGGUGCGACUGUGUGUAACUGCGGGCAGGACGCCGUCCUCCUGACCGUGCGCAAGGAGGGGCCCAACCAGGGCCGGCAGUUCUACAAGUGCAGCGCGGGGAGCUGCCAGUUCUUCCUGUGGGCCGACCAGCCCAGCGAGCAGCCCGCUCCUCCCAGGACCUCUGUGAGCUUUGGGGGGAGAACGCAGUCGAACAGCGGCGGCGUGGCCGGCGGCGUUAGACCCCUGGGCGGCGGCAGGACUCCCGCCGGGGACGGAGGGCCCACCAUGUGCAACUGCAACGAGCCGGCCGUGACCCGCACCGUGGGGAAGGACGGGCCCAACAAGGGCCGCAGGUUCCACACCUGCGGCAAACUGCAGGAGCAGCAGUGCGGCUUCUUCCAGUGGGCCGAUGAGAACGAUCCUCCAGUAGAUGCCGGAGGUUUUGGAGGAGGAGCUGGGGGUGUCACUGGGAGGAGGAAGGCCGGGACCACUUCAGACAAGGCACCAGCACCCAAGCGGACGAGAACGUGUGGCCUGUGUCAUGAGCCUGGCCACACACGGACCACAUGCCCACUGGCCCAAUGAGAAUGGGCCCCGUGGACACCCAGAGGACCUGUGAUCUGACUUAACCAGUCCUCGAGACAGACUGAGCUAAAGGCAGUUAACUGCUGUAUAGCCCCGUCACAUGAAUAUUGAUCAAACGUUGUUAAUAUUUACCCAAAUGAUUUCAAGAUUUGUAUUAUAAGCUUUAAAUAAUAAAUAAAACAUAUAUUUCUUAACAUUU
Conger conger (European conger) is the source of this 3854-nucleotide messenger RNA. RefSeq names its product DNA topoisomerase III alpha (gene top3a). Gene Ontology annotation, molecular function: DNA topoisomerase type I (single strand cut, ATP-independent) activity; zinc ion binding; DNA binding. NCBI's taxonomy places the organism in Eukaryota, Metazoa, Chordata, Actinopteri, Anguilliformes, Congridae. Gene Ontology annotation, biological process: DNA topological change. The record is from RefSeq and is a predicted model, not a curated record. The coding region runs from base 665 to 3655 and encodes 996 amino acids. The transcript is spliced from 19 exons. Gene Ontology annotation, cellular component: nucleus; chromosome.